GAUGCAAGUCCGAAUGUUGCCGAAAAAAUAAAGUGACAAGUGAAAUAUCAUAAAAUUGGACUUAAUUGUUGAAUUUCAAAAGAUAUCGUUAAGUUAGUUUGUGAAAUAGGGAUGCAUACUUGCCACGUAUGUUCUUAAGAUGGCGACAGACUCGUAUAUUGAACGUCAGAAUGAUGAGCUUCAAGUUUUGCAGUCGAUUCUUUUAGAAGAUUUUAAAGAUCUGCGUCAAUCAGACGCAUGGAAAGUGAACAGACCUCCAGAAGUUUGUUUGACACUUAAACCACAGGAGAGUGCAGGAAACUAUGAGGGAGAAAUUUAUGUCCAGCUUGAUCUUAUUUUCAAAUGUCCCGAGAAAUAUCCAGAUGUCGUUCCAGACAUAAGAAUGGAAAACACAAAAGGUCUAUCUAAUCAGCAGUUACACACACUGAAAUGUGAUCUUGAAAAAGAAGCAGAAAAACUGAAAGGACAGGAAAUGAUGCUAGAACUUGCCCAGUAUGUUAAAGAUUUUCUAUAUGCCAAUAAUAAACCACCACCAAAGUCUUUCUAUGAGGAGAUGAUGUCAAAUAAGAGGAGACAGGAAGAAAAACAGGCACAGGAGCAUCAGAGAAAGCAAGAGCAAUUGAGGAAGAAAGAAGAAAAAGAAAUGAUGAUUAUAGAAGACCAAAUACAAAAAAGAAAAGAAAUUCUCAAAGAGGAGACAAGGAAAAUGAAAGAAGCUAGACAUGGAAUGGAGGAACGAUCCAGCUCUGUAACAAGAUCACCAGUUGGUUCCCCUAGUACCCAGCAAUCAGAAUUAACUUUACUUGAUAAAAAGGGAACCAGGAGAUCACAGUCACCAGCUGUACAACAUCAACAACUAGUCAGCAAUGAUGGAGAAGGGAAGCAUGAACGAAAAAGGGGCAUUAGUUGGAGUUGUUCAGAUGACAAUCACAAACAUUGUAAACAUCAUACGGGUGGUAUCGUGGUGCUAGCUUUUAACACAAAAUCAGAGAGGAUUGUUCAUAGAGGAAGGUGCUUAGGUCAUGGUGUACAUGGUAGUACAGUGUAUGCAGGUGUUGAUACAAAGACUGGGGACUUAGUGGCAAUAUCAGAAUGGGUGUUAAAAUGGAGGCACGUAGGUCGUAAAUCAGCAAAUAAUAAAGACAUCGAGGAUAAAGAAGGGGAAUCUUAUAUGAAACAGGUGACAACGAUGGAACAAGAGAUGUCUUCUCUACUCAAGCUUAGUCAUCGUAAUUUACUUCAUUAUCUUGCCUUUAAAUAUGAAGAGGAAGCAGGAAAGAUAACCAUCUAUGUAUUGAUGGAAUAUUCUGGUGGACAGAACCUGGACAUUUACCUGACACGGAAAACAUUGACUAUGGAUGUUUUGAGAAGUUACACAGAGGAAAUGUUACAAGCUUUAGAAUAUCUGCAUAAUAAAGAUGUCACACACAAGAAUCUCAGGGCAUCAAGUGUAUUUAUAGACAUGAAUGCGAGGGUGAGACUAGCUGAUUACAGUAUUAAUAAAAGAUUGUGUGAUCUAUACCAGAUGGUAGAGGAUGGUAAACCUGGAGUAAAGUUCUCUAAACAGUCAGUAUAUGCUGGGAGAGGUAACAAAAAGGAGGAUGUGUUUCAACUGGGAGUAUUAUUACUAUCUUUGUCUCAGGGUACACCAGUAGAUGAUCUCAUACCAACUGUUCCCCAUACACUACCUCCAGUGUUCCAGGAUUUUCUGGCCAAAUGUUUAAUGAGAGAUGACAAGUUAAGAUGCUCCUGUUCUCAGUUGCUGGACCAUCAGUUUGUAAAGGAACCUAUACCUCAACCACUGUCACCACAAAAUGAACCAGAAAACAAACAAGUUAAACAAGAAGGUAAGGAGGACAACUCUUUUGAUGAUAGACAAGAAUCGUCUCCCUUGGUUACUGAUUGGGAGGCCAGUGGCAAAUCUAGAUUGACAAAUGAGUUUGAAGUACUGAAAUCACUGGGGAAGGGAGGUUUUGGUGAUGUUAUUAAGGUUAAGAAUAAGCUAGAUGGAAGAUUGUAUGCCAUUAAGAGAAUACCCCUUGAUCGUAAAAGUACACAGUUUAACAGGAAAAUCACAAGAGAAGUUAAACUGCUGUCUAGACUUAACCAUGAAAAUGUAGUCAGGUAUUACAACUCGUGGAUUGAGACGAGUGAUCAACCACCUGAAAGUGACUCCUCAUCCUCGUUUACUGAAACGCCCAAAGAUUCCGAGUCUUAUAAGAAAGUUGCGCUUCCAAGUAACUUCCAAAAAGACUCGCUGGGAUUUGUAGAUGAUAUGGAAAAGUUUGCGCCACAGAUUAAUGUUCCCUCUGCAGAUUUUAAUAUAUCAUACGAGUUUUCAAGAUCGAAGUCACAUGGUUACCAUGGCAAUGACAUAGAGAGUUCAAGUGAGGAGGACGAAGAUUUUGCUGAUGUUUUUGGCUUGUCUUAUAUGGGAGAUCGUUCAGACUCUUCAGAUGUUAUCAUAUUUGAACACAAUAUGGAUAGUGCUGAUGAUUUGAUAAGUGUAAAUGAUGAACAGAAGAAAAAUGAAUCUGAGUGCCAAACUGUUACACCUGAGCCAAAACGGUAUCUUUACAUACAGAUGGAAUACUGUGAAAAAUGGCACCAAGAGACAAGGAUGCAAGGAAGUUGUGAAGGAGACAUGUGUACAGAGGGUAUGAUACAUAGGGAUUUAAAGCCAGUCAACAUAUUCUUAGACUCCAAUGAUCAUGUUAAAAUAGGUGACUUUGGUCUAGCCACAUCAGACGUUAUAUCAAAGGUAAUAACAGUAACCCUUUCUAUGCUAAAUAAACUUGUCCAUCUUUUAGUAUUGACAAAACCAUUCAUCAUUGUUUGGAUAUGUUUUAAACAGAACAGAGGUACUUACAGUCAGAAAGUAGAUAUUUACAGUUUAGGGGUUAUCUUCUUCGAGAUGUGCUACAAACCAUUACAGACAGGAAUGGAGAGGGUGAAAAUACUGGGGGAAUUAAGAUCACCUGAAAUUAUUUUUCCCGAUGAUUUCGACCAGAUUGGGAUGGAAAACCAGUGUCACAUCCUUCGCUGGCUGCUGAAUCAUGAUUACAAUGAAAGACCGACAUCGAAGGAACUUUUAAAAUCUGACCAUAUACCCCCGUCAAAGAUGGAGGAGGCGGAGUUAAAUGAAGUGUUGAGAUCGGCCAUAGCUGACCCGCAGAGUAAAUCGUACCACCGUAUGAUCAGUGCGCUUUUCACUCAGACCGUCAGUCUAGCUGAUGACCAUGUUUAUGACAGCGAUAUGCAUAAGGGCAGUAUCUCAAUGAAAGCUUCACUCACGCAGCAACUUGUGAGUGAUACUCUAGAAAAAGUGUUUCAGCGUCAUGGUGCCAUCAAACUUAACACUCCACUACUCAUGCCACGACAAAAUCUCUACGAAAAAAUCGACCAUUUUGCUAGCCUCAUGGAUGACAGCGGGAGACUAGUCGGUCUACCUUUCGAUCUCAGAGUACCGUUUGCUCGUUUUAUAACUCGGACCAGUACUAGCUACAUAAAGAGAUACUGUAUAGACCGGGUAUACAGGAGGAAGAAAGUCUGUGGAUUUCAUCCGAAAGAAUUAAUAGAGUGUGCGUUUGAUAUAGUUACUGCAAACCCUUUGUGCUUAAUUCCUGAUGCAGAGGUGUUAGUUAUUGUUCAAGACAUCAUAAACGAAUUUCCACCAUUGCAGCAAAGAAAUUACUACAUAAAACUGAAUCAUUCAUCAUUAGUGAAGGCAGUUUUAUUACACUAUGGAAUACCUGAGGAUAAACAUCAACAAGCUAUAACUACACUUACUGAAAUAAAGAAGGACAGUAAGUCUCGUCAGAAAUUGUUAUCUACGUUGUCAAUAUCUGACCAAUCAGUGUCUAUGUUACUCACUCUGAUGGACACGGAGGGAGAUUUCAGUAAAAUUGACAGUAUGCUUAGAAUGAUCACAAAAACAAAAGGACAGGCUGGUUCCCUGGCAAAGCAAGGUUUACAUGAGAUAGAGGCUGUCUUUACAAAAGCUCAACAUCUUGGAUUAAAGCUCCCGGUUAAAGUGAAUUUAGGUUGGAUAUACAGUUUACAAAUGUAUAAUCGUGUCACAUUUCAAGUGGCUGUAGACAUGAUAAGGAAGAAGAAAACUGUCUCAGAAGUUAUAGCUACUGGGGGCAGAUAUGAUGUUCUGAUAGAAAAGUUUGAGCCACGUCACAGUAUAUUAACGCCAAGCGUAACAAAACAGUCAGCUGUUGGUGUUAGUAUUGCAUUUGAGAAGAUUGUCUCGGCAAUGUUAGAUCAACCAGAGUUUCAGCCUCCGAGUGCCUACGAUGUGUUGGUGUGUACAAUAGGACAUAAACCAAUGGAGAAAGAGAGAAUGAAUCUAGUGAAGGAGCUAUGGGGUGCUGGACUUAAAACUGAAAUUAAACAUGAAACACUUGAGGGUCAGGAAGAGAUUCAGGAUUAUUGUAGAGCACAUGGUAUAUCUAAUCUAGUCAUUCUGAAAGAUUCUGAAGGAUCUAAUGUCAGGGUGAGAUCAAUAGAGAAGGAGAAGAUUACAGAGAAAGUUAUUUCAGCGUCAAAUCUGGUAGAUUUCCUCCAGCAGAGACUUCAAGUUUCAGAAACGGAACCAAAGUCAAUAAGCCAGACAACAGGAAGUAAACAGAACCAGUCAAAUAUCUCACACUCAGAAAAUGUGUCCCAGUCUACGGGAGGAAGUAAUGUUACUUGGAACUUCAAUUUUAUACCACAAGAAUCGAAACUGGCAACAAACUAUAGGAGAAAGCAAGAGGCACAGAUUGUGUCUCAAGUGAACACAUGUUUUCCAUGGUUACAUAUGAAAUGUAUAGAAGUUAUAGCAGUAGAUUUACCUGGAUCUGCCAUAAAAGUACUGUCUGCCUUCUUAGAGGUUGAUUCUACAGAAAAAGAUUUUGAAGCCAGUAUUGGUUCUGUUAUAGAAAAAUUGCCUAGAUACAAGAAGUAUAUGAGUAAAAUAACUGACCAAAUUUACACACUGGUUUUUGAAAAGAAAUGUAACUUUAUUGUAAUAUACAGUAUGAAAGAUGAGAGAGUUAAACUACUUACAUCUUCAUGACCUUGUCACAAAAUUCCUGCAGAGAAACUGCAUACAAAGUGCACAAAGUCAUACAAUUCCUAUAAAGAAGUGCACAGUUACAGACAAUUCUUAUAUAAAAGUGUGCAGUUAUAUACAAUUCUUAUAGAGAAGUGGACAGUUACAUACAAUUCUUAUAAAGAAGUGCACAGUUACAGACAAUUUUUAUAGAAAAGUGCACAGUUACAGACAAUUUUUAUAGAAAAUUGCACAGUUACAGACAAUUUUUAUAGAAAAGUGCACAGUUACAGACAAUUUUUAUAGAAAAGUGCACAGUUGCAGUCAGGUCUUAUAUAGAAAUGUACAGUUAAAGAUUAUUCUUACUGUAAAGUGCACAAUUACGGACAAUUCUUUUAAAAAAAGUGCACAGUUUUAGACAGUUGUUACAAAGAAGUACACUUAAAGACAAUUCUUAUAAAGAAAUGCACAGUUACAGACAACCUGUGGAAAAGUGCUUACUCCAAAGUAAUGUCAAAGUUACAAACAGUUCUGAUAGAGAAGUGCACAGACACUAACAAUUAAGGGGAGAAUCUCAGAGUUACAGACAAUUCUUAUAGGCAAGUGGUGAAUUUGAACUACUACUUGUUUAUGUGAUGCAAAGUUUGACUUUCAGGCCAGUUAUUGAACAAUAAUGUUUUUCAUUUGCAUUUCCAAAUAUAAGUAUUAAGGUAUAUUGCAAUAAAUCAUCCAAGUCCUACUUUAGAUGAUUAUAUCCAAAAAAUUUGUUAUGCGAAUUUAGUAAUUUUCUUCACAAUGCUUCAAAUGAGAUUUAUUUUCCUAAAAGUGAAAAUUGUAAAAUAAUUAUAAGUUAUUAGUGUUAUUUGGUUCUUUGUUUUUAGUUGAAACCUAAAGGCUGUGCAUUUCCAUUUUAUUUUGUCAUAAAAAUUAGUCAAAUGAUGAAAUAUACAAUAAGUAAAAGGAUAUUAUCACAUACCGUGCCGAUUUUGCCAACUCUGUAAAAAUGGUAUUGCAUUGCCAUGCAUAUAUUUGACAUAGCGUCAUUUGCUUUAUACAAACAAAGUGUAAAGAGAUGCUAAAAAAUUACUAUUACACUAUUGGCGCAUCAAUGAGAAAUGAUUCUUUUGCACUUUGAAAGGUAUGUUAUUUUCUUCCAUUUAUACCAAAGAAUAAUGUUCACAAGUUUGAUGAACGGUUUGCAAUAUUUUCAUAAUGUUCACAAGAUUAGUGACUGUUCACAAUAUUCUCAUAAUAUUGAGGAGUUUAGUGAACUGUUCACUACAAUGUCAAAAUGUUCACAAGAUUGAUGAGCUGUUUACAAUGCUGUCAUAAUGUUCACAAGUGACUUGUGAACUUUUCACGAUAUUGGUGAGUAAAGAUAUGUGAAUUGUAAUUUUGUGAAUUUUUGAAAUGUGCACAAAAUUAUUAGAUUUUCAUACUGUUUGCCAUAUUGGUAAACAUUUUAACAUAAUUAUUCAAAUGUUCUCAAGUUCAACAUUUUGUUUACAUGAUUUAUGAACUGUUCACCAUAUUAGUGAAAUGUUCGCAAAAUUUACACUUUCUUAUUAAAAUUUGCUGUUCAUGUAUGUAUGUACGUACUGUUGCCAUAUGUUUAGAAUUAUGACCAUGAAAUACCAUGUGUUCAAAUUGUCUGUGAUAAAAUGUUGUAUUUAUAAUAUAUAUAUUUGUAUGUUGAUGAUAACUCUCUUAAAAUGUUAGGUAUUAUUUUAUAUCAUUGUGCUACAGGUGGAAUUAGUUAAUGGGUGGGGUGGGAC
Molecule: messenger RNA, 6816 nt
Organism: Ruditapes philippinarum (Manila clam)
Lineage: Eukaryota; Metazoa; Mollusca; Bivalvia; Venerida; Veneridae
Product: eIF-2-alpha kinase GCN2-like
Exons: 41
Coding region: 140-5065 (1641 amino acids)
Biological process (GO): DNA damage checkpoint signaling; regulation of translational initiation by eIF2 alpha phosphorylation
Molecular function (GO): protein binding; ATP binding; eukaryotic translation initiation factor 2alpha kinase activity
Source: RefSeq, a predicted model, not a curated record